Messenger RNA from Adineta ricciae, 2331 nucleotides. Lineage: Eukaryota; Metazoa; Rotifera; Eurotatoria; Adinetida; Adinetidae. The record is from the annotation of a GenBank genome assembly.
AUGUCUAAUCCAGAAUUAAACUGUUCAACGUCGAAUCCAUGCGGAAGGAAUGGAUAUUGCGAAAAGAAUGAACGAGGUGAUUAUUAUUGCUCCUGUAAAUUCUGGUGGUCUGGAACAAGUUGCGAUGAGUUAACCAAUAGUGGAGUUCAAGUGAUCAUUCUUGGUUGUUUAUUAGGUGUUCUCAUGUCAGUUUAUUACGGUUUAAUUAUCUUUCGUAGAAGAAACAAAAGAGAGCAACAAAAGAAAGAGAAACAAAGUAAAACUUAUGCCAGUCGAUUUUCAAUUGGAAUGCCAUUCCAUCUUCGUCCUUCGUCAUAUGUGUUCACAGUUCUAAUUGUGAUUCUUGCAGCAUCAGGAUUAAUUAUCAAAUGGUUUCUACUUCAAUCAAUUCACAAUACAAUCGUCGAUCAAUAUCAUCACAAUCGUUCGUUGUUCUAUAAACCUCACCCAGUUUGUCAAGCGAUUAAUUAUCAACGAAUGAAUUUAAUUAUGUUUCCUGUAUCUUGCUUAGUGAUUUUUAUCUUUGCCAUUGAAUACAGACGAUUCCUGUUCGGAGCAAAGAAGAACAAGUGCGAUUACUAUUUUCCUCCUGUACCCCUGGAUUUUUUCACUAAUGUAAAUCGAACAUUCGUUGCUGUUACAUUCGCUAUUACCGCAAAUGAAUUGUUAGAAAUCGCAAAUGAAGAAUUAAGUACAACGCAUUCAACUGACCGCGGUAUUGUAGUUGUUUAUCUUAAACAAAUCUUCGAAGUUUUACUAAUGGGUUUUCGUUAUUAUCCAAUCUUAGCUGCAGUCUACAUUGAUUCAAAACUGAGUUUACUUCUCGGCACGUUGUAUUCUUGGAUAGAUUUACCCAUGACGAUCGUCGAACAAGGCAUGUGUCAACCUAGAUAUUAUGAGAAUGCUCAGAAAACGAAUGAUACAUAUUUAAGUUACUUAUUCGAAUAUUAUGGUACGGGAUCUUUUCUUCUAAUAGUUGAUUUAUUAACUGAUAUACCUCGAUACAUAUGUUUAUCAUACGUCAUCGUUGAAUUAUCACAGCGAGUUCGAAAGAAAUUCUUUUUUGAAGUCAAAGCUGAUAAUUUAACACGUGAAGAAAAGAUGCUCUUAAGUACUUUACAAGUCAAUUCUGUAGAAAUGAUGUAUGUAAAAAAUUUAUUUCGUUCGAAUGAACACACGGUCUCUAAUCGAUGGAUUUACCAAUGGCGAAGUGAUUUUCGAUUUUCAUCUCGUAUCCUUUGUCUCUACUCAUCAGUAUUUCUCUUUCUCUAUUUCUUCUUACUUCAAGUAUCUGUUCAGAUAUUACCAUAUAUGACCGAAUUGCAACAAUUGAUUCAAAAUCUGAUUAGUAGUUCUCGUCGUAGUCAAUCAACUCAUACUGUACCUGUACUGGUUCGUCCGUUUCUCUUAGCUACACUGAUUGGAUCAAGUGUUGUUGUUAUUCAACUCUUACUGCUAUUAGCGAGUAUACGUCGAAAUUUGUUUCAAGUUUAUCGAGGUGAUCAAUCGGAAAUUCCUCGACGGAACCGACCAAAUUAUAGAACAUAUGCAACGGGAAAUUUCCAUUUUGCGGGCUAUUUAAUUGCUUAUGCUUUGUGGGGUCUUAUAUUAAUUAUAUCAUUUCUGUUUGUUCUUUUGGUUUUUAUUGAUUUUGUCGUUUCAUUUCGUUUGUUUCCGAUUAUCGAAUCGAUUUUGAAAUAUGUUAUUCCAGUGCUGUUGAUUGCUUAUUUCAAAGCGUAUUUAAAUAAGUUCCUUGCCCGUUUUGCAUUUCUUCAAGAUGACGGCGAUGUUUUAGCGGUGAACAAUCGGCGUGUUCUGAUGAUAUUUCUCUACUUCAAUUUCUUUCUCGAUGCGUUUCUUGGUUUGUUUUCAUCGGUUCGUCGACUUUUCAAAAGUGUCGUGGGCGGUAUUUUUUACAUGUGUCGAUUGGAUUACUCUCCUCUAGGUCGAAAAUUGGAAACUUGGGAUGAUGGUUUCAAUGCGUAUUGUGGUUUCAUUCAUACGGAAUGUACUCAUCGACAUCCAGUGUUGUUACUGUUUGCUGCUUGUUUACUUGAGACGAACAAAACAAAGUCUAGACUUAGUUCGAUUGUUAAUCCUUUGGUGAUGUCAAGGGAGUUGGUUUCGCAAGAUGACGAAGAAAUCCGAAGAAGGAAGAGACAAGUGAUUCGCAAAUGGCAAAUGGUCGCAUUUCUAAUACGAAAUCCACUGUUCGUGUUUUAUCGUAAAGCGUAUUAUAAACAAUUUCAUUUCGUUGAAAAUCAUCUGGGACAAUGGAGGAAUAACGUUCAAGUUGAUCAGAUGAUGAUUCGACGUUUAAAUUCUGUUUAA